Messenger RNA from Medioppia subpectinata, 487 nucleotides. The record is from the annotation of a GenBank genome assembly. Lineage: Eukaryota; Metazoa; Arthropoda; Arachnida; Sarcoptiformes; Oppiidae.
UUUGCGGUUGUUUUUGUGGACCAAUUGUGUGAUAUUUAUUGUGGCGGCAGCUCUUCCGGAAGCGAUGAUAAGUGAUGUGAAACACGUGGUGUUAGUGCUGUCCGGCAAAGGAGGUGUCGGCAAGAGUACAGUCGCCGUACAGCUGGCUCUGGCCCUCACACACGGCGGCAAUCAUAAGGGAAAGGACAGCGCAGUCAUAUGGAGGGGUCCGAAGAAGAACGCUAUGAUUCGCCAAUUUCUAACUGAUGUUAAUUGGGGUGAAUUGGAUUACCUGAUUGUCGACACCCCUCCCGGCACUUCCGAUGAGCACAUCUCUGUGGUCGAGUGUCUCAAAGAGUUCCGCAAUCCGGACGGAGCCGUUCUCGUCACUACACCGCAGGCCCUGUCCAUCGGUGACGUUCGCCGAGAGAUCACGUUUUGUCGCAAAGGAAAUAUCAAUAUAUUAGGAGUCGUCGAGAAUAUGAGCGGUUAUGUGUGUCCGCACUGU